Messenger RNA from Solanum pennellii, 928 nucleotides. RefSeq lists its product as uncharacterized. NCBI's taxonomy places the organism in Eukaryota, Viridiplantae, Streptophyta, Magnoliopsida, Solanales, Solanaceae. Gene Ontology annotation, biological process: mitochondrial respiratory chain complex III assembly. The record is from RefSeq and is a predicted model, not a curated record. Bases 218 to 691 code for a protein of 157 amino acids. The transcript is spliced from 3 exons.
UAUGAACGGGUUGAAUUUUUGACCCAUUUUCAGACCCGAAAUUGCCUACACUAUUUUCCAAUUUCUCUUCCCUCCGUAGAAUGCUAACUGCCCAAAGUGUUCUUGCUAACAACAACAGAUUCUUUCUCUCUUUCAUUAAUUCCAGACAGUAAUUUGCAGAUUUCUAUGAAACAGUCUUAUUUCACUGCCCCUACCAGCCAAGUUCCUGAGGUGAAAGAUGACUGCUAAUAUCCAAAAAUUCCGAAAUCUUUCAACUGCUAUGAGCCAUAGUUUCAAGUCAAGAUGUCUCUUGCAUCACUAUCGUUUUCUGCACCAUGGUCCAGACACUAUGGAGGAAUUAUUGGAUAGACAUGUGGUCAAAAAGGAGAAGAGCCUUGAUGAUGAUGAGAACGAGCUCCUCAAUAGACAGCGACUCACUAGCAGUCGCCGUGAGGCUCUAAGUCUCUACCGAGAUGUCAUCCGUGCUACCCGGUUCUUCAUGUGGGCCAACUCUCAAGGAAACCUGUGGCGUGAUGUACUCAGAGAAAAUGUCCGAAAGGAGUUUGAGGAGGCACGAUUUGAGAGAGAUCCAGAAGUCAUCACCAGGUUGCUUAUUGGAGGCCGGGAUGCUCUGCAAGCUGCUUUGGAUAAACUUGCUGAGAAACAAAAGCAAGAAAUCGAAAAGCAACGUGGCAAUUCAAAUACUCCUUGAUAGUCUGGUGUUAUGAGAUGUACAGUGAUAGUUCAACAACCUUAACAAGUGAAGCUCUUUGGCACGGAGAUUAUGUAAUACAAAUGUAAUCGUUGUAAUCUUUGUUGAAGCUUAUGAGUUCAGGAUUCUAAUUUUGUUAGAGCUAACGAAUUUUAAAUUGAUAAUUUGUAUAUAUUCGUAUGAACUCUCAAGACAAAUCCUGGUUUCGUACUAAAGCUAUUUGAGUUUUCACAUCUA